GCGCGCUCCGCGGAGCCUCGCCCUCCGCCACGAUGAGCAAAUGAGCGCGAGCGAGGGCAUGAAAUUUCAAUUCCACUCUGGCGAGAAAGUGCUGUGCUUCGAGCCCGACCCCACCAAGGCGCGAGUGCUGUACGAUGCCAAGAUCGUCGAUGUUAUUAUUGGGAAAGACGAGAAAGGCAGAAAGAUUCCUGAAUAUCUAAUCCAUUUUAAUGGUUGGAACCGAAGUUGGGACCGAUGGGCGGCUGAAGACCAUGUCCUUCGUGACACGGACGAAAAUCGGAGAUUACAGCGUAAAUUGGCAAGAAAAGCCGUAGCUCGCUUGCGAAGCACAGGCCGAAAGAAGAAGCGCUGCAGGUUACCUGGUGUGGAUUCCGUUUUAAAAAGCCUCCCCGUUGAAGACAAAGAUGAAAACGAUGAAAACUCAAUAAGCAGUUCCUCCGAGGACAGUAGUGAAGAAAAGGAUGAAGAAAUAAGUGAAGAAAGUGAUAUUGAAGGAAAGAGAGAAGUGAAGGAAGACCCAGAGGCACCCACAAAAAGGGAAAUGGAAGAACGAACAAUUAAUAUAGAUAUCCCGGAGGUGUUAAAGAAGAAACUUGAAGACGAUUGUUACUAUAUCAACAGGAGGAAACGGUUAGUGAAACUUCCAUGCCAGACCAACAUCAUAACUAUUUUGGAAUCGUAUGUGAAGCAUUUUGCUAUAAAUGCAGCCUUUUCAGCCAGUGAGAGGCCUCGUCACCACCAUGUUAUGCCACACUCCAACAUGAAUGUGCAUUAUGUCCCUGCAGAAAAGAAUCAGGGUAAUCGUCCUCGUAAUCUGCUUUGCACACGUGACCCAGCUGGAGGCGAGUCAGACAGUGUUGACCUGUGCAAGGAGAUGGUGGAUGGGUUAAGAAUCACCUUCGAUUAUACGCUUCCGUUGGUUUUGCUCUACCCUUACGAGCAAGUUCAAUAUAAAAAGGUGACUUCAUCCAAAUUUUUCCUGCCAAUUAAGGAAAGUUCCGCAAACUCGAAUAGGAACCAAGAAGAGCUCUCUCCGAGCCCCCCUUUGCUAAAUCCAUCCACACCACAGUCCACGGAGAGUCAGCCCACCUCUGGGGAGCCAGCCACCCCAAAACGGCGCAAAGGAGAGCCCGAGGCUCUGCAGUCCCUGAGGCGCUCCACCCGCCACUCGGCCAGCUGUGACCGACUGUCUGAAAGCAGCGCAUCACCACAGCCCAAGCGUCGGCAGCAGGACACAUCGGCCAACAUGCCCAAGCUCUUCUUGCACUUGGAAAAGAAGACACCUGUGCACAGCCGCUCUUCCUCCCCGGUUCCUCUCACCCCGAGCAAAGAAGCGAGCACUGUGUUUGCCGGCUUCGAGGGUAGAAGGACAAAUGAAAUAAAUGAGGUUCUUUCCUGGAAACUUGUGCCUGAAAGUUAUCCCCCGAGUGACCAGCCACCACCAGCGUCUUAUAUUUAUGGGGCACAACACUUGCUGCGCUUAUUUGUGAAACUUCCAGAAAUUCUUGGGAAGAUGUCCUUUGCAGAGAAGAAUCUGAAGGCUCUACUAAAGCACUUUGAUCUCUUUCUGAGGUUCUUAGCCGAGUACCACGAUGAUUUCUUUCCGGAGUCUGCGUAUGUGGCUGCCUGCGAGGCAAACUAUAGCACCAAAAACCCCAGGGCCAUCUACUGAAGUCUUGGAGUUUGGAAACAAUAGCUUCUCUCCAAGAUUUGAAGCUUGUGUGGGAGGCUCCUCGUGCAGAAUAGGAGAUGGGGGACCAUCCUUAGAGAGUAUUGGGGUCACCCACCCUGAAGUCAGUGGGGGUUAUCUUCCAGUAGGGACAGACCAAUUUCUUUUGAGUUGCUUUUAUCCUGAAAUGUCUUUACUUGGGGGUGGGGUGGGCGAUACACCCAGUAGGUGCUCAGAACCUCUCCUGACAGUACUUAGGGAAUCAUGGUGCUGGGGAUAGAACCCUCACGCCUCCCACAUGUAGAGCAUGCGCCCCAGCUCUUUGAUCUAUCUCCCUGACUGAAGGUGUUUCUGUUAAAGGUGCCUCCUAGGGCCCAAUUAUGUGAUCUUUUGCCACUGGACUUGUCCACUGAGGCAGGAAAAUAGCUAUCCUCAUUGCAAAACCUUGUAAAGAAUGAAACUGUGCAUAUGAUAGAUUAUUUCAGUUGCUGUUAGAAUUAUUUGGAUGCAAUAACCACAUUUGAUAGUUAUUUGUUAUAUCCACCAGACUGAUUUUGCAAACUCGCUGGCUGUGUAACAGUCUAGCACGUUUUUUUUUAUUUUGCUUAGAAAUUGCAGAGUAGUUCUGAAAUAUCUUCAAGGGAGGCGAUAUUGAUAGCAAAAAUAAAUUAAAAAAACAGUUAUCCAUUUAUUUGCUUGGUGCAGUUCAUUUAUUUGUAAAACUUUAUUUUUCCUUAUUGCAAUAAAGAGAUUUAAA
Messenger RNA from Suncus etruscus (white-toothed pygmy shrew), 2426 nucleotides. RefSeq names its product MSL complex subunit 3 (gene MSL3). The coding region runs from base 41 to 1672 and encodes 543 amino acids. NCBI's taxonomy places the organism in Eukaryota, Metazoa, Chordata, Mammalia, Eulipotyphla, Soricidae. The transcript has 14 exons. Gene Ontology annotation, cellular component: MSL complex; NuA4 histone acetyltransferase complex; nucleus. The record is from RefSeq and is a predicted model, not a curated record. Gene Ontology annotation, biological process: regulation of DNA-templated transcription; chromatin organization.